UAGCACUGCUGGAUCGUUCUACACGGCUCCUGUACUGGAUUAGUAAAGCGAGGACUUUAUUAUUAUUAUUAUUGUUAUUAAAAUUGUUUUAUUGACAUUUUAGACAUCUGAAUUUGCUCCAUGUGCCGAAAGUAAACACGGAGAGGAACGGCUUUCACUGGUCGAGCCGAGCCGGAGAGGACUGUAGGCGUCGCAGCAGGGCCGAAAGAUGUGUGAUGGGAUGGUGGCGUGUGAGCGGCCGGUGCGGGGCACACAUUCACACGCUCUGGUAGCCUUGGCACUGCAGUUGCUCCUCGUCCUGAACGCGCUCCCCUCAUGCCAGGCAUCAGGCUGUUCCAAACCCUCAGACGUGCCACACGGCAGGGCGAACCUCACCGAGACGAGCCGCCCUUCCUUUCCUGUAGGCACAGUCCUGCAGUACAGCUGUGAUUCAGGAUACACACUGCGCGAGGAGAGCGUAAUCACCUGCACCCCACCGGGCCACUGGUCACCCGACCCUCCCCAGUGCAUCAGAAAUAAUGUCUGUAGUCCUCCUAGCCAACCGGAGAACGGGGGCUACAUGUGCCACCCCUCACCCUGUCCGAAACUGACCGAAGGCACGGUGAUCGAGUAUUUCUGUGACGAGGGCUACACGCUGAAAGGCUAUAGGUACCACACGUGCCAAAACGGAGAGUGGGACUCGGCAGCGCCUAUCGUCUGUCACCUCGGACAAGGGAAGGAAGAGCGCUCUCCCCUCGCCAUGCCAGCUCUGUCUAUCGUGGCCACCACCGCCAGCUCGGUGGCUCUCAUCCUGCUGCUGGUCGUCCUCUUCGUCCUGCUGCAGCCCAAACUCAAGUCCUUCCAUCACAGCAGACGUGAGCAGGGCAUCUGUGGACAGGCCGCCUCCCUCGACGUGGAGGGAGUUCAGGUCUCUCUACCUUCCUACGAGGAGGCCGUGUACGGCAGCGGCGGAGCGGUGGCUCCUCCUCCCGCCGCGUCCCGCGUGAACAUCGUGCUUUCAGAAGGGCCGCAGACGGAGCCUCCGGCCACAGAGCUCGGACCACCUCGGCCCGAGCACAGCCUCCCCUCCACCUCCGGCUCCAGCUCGGCAGGGUCCCGCCACUCCGAGACUGUGCUCGUCCAUCAGGUGCCCUCCUCGUCCUCCUCUUCCUUAUCCUCGUCCUCGUGGGCCGCUGAGCCACACGGGGCGGCGGCGGCGGCAUCAGCGCGGCGACAGAGCAACUCGAGCAGCGAUCAGCACAGCCUGCUAUCUCUCACCUCGGUGGAGGAGUACGGCGACGACAUCCCACUGCUAAAGGAGGCCUGAGAGCACACGCAGCGUCCUCCUUUACACGGAUGAUGACCUGGACUGUGGCUACCUUAGCUUUUUAACCAAACCCUUCCCCCCUGUCGCCGCCCUACACAAUGCAGGAGUAAACAAAUGCCUCUCGAAUGCCUUUCAACUCUUCGACCCGGUGAGAUGUGCUGUGCUGUGCUGUGCUGCUCGUGCAUCGGAUCGGUCAGCUCGAUGGACUGUAUACGACCCCGGUAUACUCCAGAUCUCCCACAUACUCUCUCGAAAUGGUUCAAACUAUAGGAUUAUGUAUAACGCGUACAUAACACGAGCUGAAUAUCACUCACCUGUUAUCUACACCUCUUUUGCUCGGGUGUAGCAGCGAGCCGUUGCACUCGUUCCGUUUCUCGUCUGUGUGACGAAGUGGUGAAGCGACCGCUCAUUCUUCGAGUGUGUUUCCAUGCACUGUAAUAAUCAGGUCAGAAAUGUGCUCGUAAACAGAGCAGUACGAUAUCUCUGAAUCUUUAAAUCAAGUCAAAUAUGUUACUAAAUGGUCAAACAAUGAAGACGUCUUUGAUUAAGGCCAAUAAUAUGUUCAGUCCUGGAGGGAAAACAUGCCAAACCCAAAAUUGCACCGAUCUUAAACAAGCCAGAACAUUUUUUUAAAGCUUUUGAACACACAGACGUGUGUUUUCUUAUCAAACAUUUAAAUCUGUUUAUACCUGAAGACUAUUCAAGUGAAUUCCGCAGUUUUUCUCGCUGACAGGUCACCGCUGUUAUGAGGAAAUGGUCUUACAGGUCUAACCAGUUCAUUUUCUUAGACUGUGUCCGAAAUCGCACUUCCAUACUGACCAACACUCGCGAGAGCGGUACGCGAGAGCGGGUAGCGUGUCCGAAUACGUAGUAUUUAUUAAACAGUACGUGAAAAGCCCCCGGAUGACCUGCUGCAUGGGCGGCUAUUUUUGAGAACGCAAACACAGCACACUUACGGUCCGAUAAUCGAUCCCAUAAUUCAACUGGGGGUGGCACGGUGGCUCGGUGGGUAGCACUGUCGCCUCACAGCAAGAAGGUCCUGAGUUCGAUCCCUAGGUGGAGCGGUCUAGGUAAUUUCUGUGUGGAGUUUGCAUGUUCUCCCCGUGUCUGUGUGGGUUUCCUCCGGGAGCUCCGGUCUCCUCCAACAGUCCAAAGACGUGCAAGUGAGGUGAACUGGAGAUACUAAAACUGUCCAUGACUGUGUUUGAUAUUAAUUUUGACCUGAUGUACCUUGUGUAAGCAGUAACUAUCUGUCCUGUCAUGAAUAGAACCAAAGUGUAAAACAAUAAUUGAACAAGUAGCAAUGCUACCUCCACCUGACCACUGGAUUUAGGAUUCUAGAUUUGCUAUUGGUAGUUCUGCUGCUGAAGUAAAGUCCCAUGAAGACACAUUUCCCCCACAUCAGAUGAAUAAAGUGCUCUAAAUGAACGGAUUUUCUGCACCUCGAUUAUUCUGUACAUGAAAACACACUCAGUAACUGUGACCUCUUACCGAGGGGUUUGUUUGGCAAAGAUUUUUGCUAAAUCAGGCUUCUGUUUAACAAUGCUGCAUGAUCUGUGCAUCGUACUUUUAUUCUUCUCUGUUUUUAAAGCUUUGUGCACAGCACCGUGCACAUCAGCAGCAUCAUCAUGAUUUCCAUAUGUGAUUUCCAUAUACCAAGAGUGACAUAACAGGGAUGAACUGGUUUACAUGGUACUGGCCAUGCCUGCUUUGUGUGUGUGUGGGUGUGUUUUGGCUUUUUACUUUACUCACUGACUGUUGUAAAGAGGGCUUGAUUACAAUUUUUGUUUAAUUUAACUUGGUAUAGAAUAUCUUUAUUUAUAAAUAAGUCCCCACACUUACAGAAAAUGUGCAAAACUGACACCUGAACCUGAAAUCUAUUCAGACACAAACGCAAAACAUCUAAACAUGCAGGUCCAAUUUCUACCAGCUUUCUUUCAUCAUAUACAGUCGACCCUUGACUUAUGAAUGUAAUUGGUUCUGAAGGGCUGUUCUUAAGUCAAAAUGUUCGUUAGUUAAACCUAUUUUUCCCCAUAAGAAAUCAUGUAAAUAGAAUUAAUCUGUGCCAGACCUCCCAAACCCCCCCUUACCCCUAACCUUUCUAAUGUCUUAAAUGCUCUUUUUUGUUAUAAAUAUAAGUAUAUUUCCCCUUAAAUCUUAAAUUAUAGAAUAGAUAUUACUGUAAUAAACAAUAAUAAACAACCAUACACAGUAGUACUGUACAUAAAAACACACACAUCACAUCUCAGUACAGUACGUGUGCUGUACCAUACACCAUAAUACAUUUCCUUCUUUUUAUAUAACAUGUAUCUACCAGAAACAACAAUAACUCUCAUAUUUCUCUAUUAUUUUCUUCUUUAUUUCAGUAGUGUUGUAUUUUGUAGGUGUAAUUGCACGAAAGAAUACUUUACUGAGCCGAGUUCCUUCUUCUCUCUCACUCACUGUCCCCUCUGUCUGAUAAACAGUGACACCUACUGGCAGGAGUAAUUAUACAACAAAUAGUGAUUUUUUUUUUUUUCAUUUUCUCACCACUGCACUUUCUCUGCACCUUCUUUGGGGCCAUUUAAAUAUAGAAUUUUACAAAAUGUAAAGAAAACACCAGAAAAACACCGUCCGCUGUCCGAAUGUUCGCUCACUGUAUGUGUGUAUAUACUGUAUAUAUAUAUAUAUAUAUAUAUAUAUAUAUAUAUAUAUAUAUAUAUAUACAUACACAGAGAGAGAGAGAGAUAGAGACGCUCGGAGUCAACUUGUUCGUGACGUCACGUGUUUCGCGAAUUUCGGUUCGUAAUCCGAAAUGUAUUCAUACUUUAAGUUGAAAAAGAUCGUUCGUAACCCAAAAUGUUCGUAUAGUAAACGGUUCGUAAGUCAAGGGUCUACUGUAAUUGAUUAUUGCACCCCAUGGAUUAAUAAUCAUUGAUGUAAUUAAUGGUUAGUGAACAAAUCUUAUUUAAUGUGUGCUAUGGGUGCUUGCGGAUUUUUCUCUCGGUCAGAACGGCUUACUCGGCAUACUCGAUCAUUUUUGCAUGUCGUCAUUCAGGAUUCGUUUCCUCAGUCUCAUGCUUCACAGUAUCGACACGUCUUCAGUUUCCUUAUGGCCUUACAUUUAAUUUCCUAUGCAUAAACAUGGGUUAUGGGUUUUCAGAGGUGUGGGGGACUUUUUAUUGUUAUUUUUAGAUGACACAGCUGAAACAAAGGCUUUAUUAUUUUCUUCCCUAAAGCUUUUCCCUCCUGGUGGCUUUAAUAUUUGAAGUUUUCAGCGCCUUUGUUCUGACGCUGUAAAUUCUGUUCCUGUAAUUGUUGAACUUUCGAAAUCCUUGUUGCAUCCCUCGGCACCAUUGUAUGGUGUCAGUCAUCCUGUCCUUCCUCUUUCUGUUGUUGUUUUUUUUCUGUACAUUGCUGUGGGUGUGAAGAUAGUAUUUUAAUAUUUGUAUAAAGUUUAAUUUAAUUCUACAGUGUGUCUGUAUAUAACUAUUUCUAAUUAAAGCUUUUUUGAAGUGCA
Trichomycterus rosablanca is the source of this 4805-nucleotide messenger RNA. RefSeq names its product sushi domain containing 6 (gene susd6). The transcript has 7 exons. Gene Ontology annotation, biological process: DNA damage response. The record is from RefSeq and is a predicted model, not a curated record. The coding region runs from base 209 to 1306 and encodes 365 amino acids. Lineage: Eukaryota; Metazoa; Chordata; Actinopteri; Siluriformes; Trichomycteridae.